AUGGCAGAAGGACCCAUUCGAAGGGCGUGCAAUCGCUGCCACACCCAAAAGCUGAGUUGCAAGCGACUUGGAAACGAACCCUGCGAGCGUUGCGUACGACUCAAGGCGGAGUGCAAGUCAAGUCCUUCUUUGCGAUUCAGAAAAUCAAACAGCAGUACCACUGUUGCCAACACGUCCACGCCACAACAAGAUCACCGCUCUCAUAAAAGAAGAAAUGAUGGUUUGGGACCCAUGCCAUUUUACUCACAGGCAGGAAUACCAUAUCCUGGCCCGUACAGCUUUAACGGAAUGGUCGAAAAUCUGUGGCCAGCACACAAUGUCGAUGCCGGGCAUCUCAUCUACCCAUUCGAUGGGAACCAAAUCCAUCAGGCUCUGCCGCCACAGCAUAUCGACUGCCAGGGUGACCAGAGCAUGCUAUCUCGCGGGGAUCGUAUCUCAAGCUCAAUGGACAACAUACCAGAAUCGUUACGGGGUUUGGGUACCGCGCCCACAAGUUCAACCUUUCAAUUGAAGAACGACCUCACUCAGUUGUGGGUCACUAAUCCGAGCGUCUGUCAUGGCCCGUACGUCACAGAGCUUGCCAGACCCAACGAGCUAAGAUGUGAGGUUGAUGUGAAAGCGGUGCCGGGCAUAGAGGUAAUGCCUGAGACAUCCUUCCUAUCUCACAUACCCCCAGACGGAGUGAGCUCCAACCGUUAUCUUUCUGAAGAUGCUUCUUAUUGUAGCUCUUCACACCUCACGUCGAAAGACAGCCCACCAAAGCAUCGCGCUGAACACCACAUACCACGCAAGACUGUAUCAAAGCCUUUAAUGUCGAAUCUCUGUGAUAUUAGUGCUCAGUUAUGGGGCAUGAGCAAUACGAUCACGACAGUGGGAAGCGGCGGCGGCAUAAUUCUAGAAGGAAUGAAAGUCACACACAGCAGCCAUGGAAGCUCCCGUGGCAGUACGCAAAGUGAUGGCCAAUCCCUGCAGGGAACACCACAAGAUCAAUAUUUCCCAAUGGGGGACCUAUUUGCUGUCUCACGCAAUUUUAUUCAGGUGGUGCAAAUUGCCUGCCUUGGCCAAAAUGAAAACACGACACAGACCUUUACGGAGGACAUUGUCGCCACUGGAAACAAGACGGGGGACCGAGUGGAUGCCGAAAGCUUUGUGGUCCUCGCAAAUUCGAUAUACGCAGCAUUACUGGACGUAUACCAUCGCAUAUUCCAUAUUGUGGACGCUAUCGCCAGCAGUGAAUCUUACCCUCCACCCUCUCACAACAGCUGUGACAGCUUCAUACCCACUAGCGAAGGCGACUUGAAGCAAUCUCUACAGUCUGUGACAGCCUCAGCCUCGUGGAAAGACACGGCAGCACUCUCAUGCCUAAAGGUCUUUCACUUUCCAGACGUGUCUGUCGGAGGGUUCCCCAUUGUCUCAACACCGGCGCUGCAGCUCGGACUGGGGUUACGCCUGGCCGACGAUUUCCUAUGCCAGUUCGGAAACGUGGUCGCCAUGACGCAGACUUGUUUCUCCUCCACCACGCAUGUGGGGAGCGUGACUGUGAGUGCGCUGGCCGAACAACACCAGCAAUCCUUGCCAACAGUGAGCGCCAGCUACUUUCCCCAUCCUCCGUUGGUGGUGUCCAACGACCUCUGUGUAGGUGAUGGCUUUGCCGGCCUCAUGGAUUGGGACGCGUCCGCAUCGGCAUCGACGGCGACAUCUGUCUUUUCGUCGUCAGGAAGCAACAGCUUGUUCUUGUCGCAAUAUGGACAGGGCAUGCACAGUUCCUCGCUUUUGGACGACGUUGUGCGUCGAGAGCACCAAGUAAGACAGGAGUUGGCGGGUCUGCGGAACAAGUUGGCAACAUGA
Molecule: messenger RNA, 1848 nt
Organism: Sporothrix schenckii 1099-18
Lineage: Eukaryota; Fungi; Ascomycota; Sordariomycetes; Ophiostomatales; Ophiostomataceae
Exons: 1
Coding region: 1-1848 (615 amino acids)
Biological process (GO): regulation of DNA-templated transcription
Molecular function (GO): zinc ion binding; DNA-binding transcription factor activity, RNA polymerase II-specific
Source: RefSeq, a predicted model, not a curated record